AUGGAUCAUCCCAACUAUACCUGGACACAAACCUUCCUUCUGGCUGGUUUCACCACCACAGGAACCCUAAGACCUCUGGCCUUCUUGGGCACCCUGUGCAUCUAUCUCCUCACACUGGCAGGGAACUUGUUCAUCAUCAUCCUGGUGAAGACAGAUUCCGGACUGUCCACACCCAUGUACUUCUUUAUCAGUGUCCUCUCCUUCCUGGAGCUCUGGUAUGUCAGCACCACGGUGCCCACUCUGCUGCACACUCUUCUCCAUGGGCGGUCUCCCAUCCCCUCGGCUGCAUGCUUUCUCCAGCUCUAUAUCUUCCAUUCCUUGGGUAUGACUGAGUGCUACCUGUUGGGUGUCAUGGCACUGGACCGCUACCUGGCCAUCUGCCGCCCGCUGCACUACCAUGCACUCAUGAGCAGACAGGUCCAACUCUGGCUAGCAGGGAGCACUUGGGUGGCUGGCUUUUCGGCUGCACUUGUGCCAGCAGGCCUCACUGCCACCCUGCCAUUCUGCUUGCAAGAUGUAGCCCAUUACUUUUGUGACCUGGCACCAUUGAUGAGGUUGGCGUGUGUCGACACAAGCUGGCAUGCACAGGUUUAUAUUUCAGUGAUCGGCAUGAUCAACACAUGCAAUCUUGCUCUCAUUUUGGGUCUCUAUGGAGGCAUUGUGAAAGCCGUGCUGAAACUGCCCUCCGCUGCUAGCCGUGCCAAGGCCUUCUCUACCUGUUCCUCCCACAUCAUCGUAGUGACAUUAUUUUUUGGCUCUGCCUUCAUUGUGUAUGUGGGACCAGCUGAGAUCCAAGCUGAAGGCAGAGACAAGCUUAUUGCUUUGGUGUACACUUUUCUUACACCUUUUCUCAAUCCUAUUAUUUAUACCCUUCGCAACAAGGAGGUGAAGGAGGCUAUUAAGAGGGUCACUCAGAGGGUUAGGGCUGGGUUGAAUUGUCUCUGA
Molecule: messenger RNA, 945 nt
Organism: Perognathus longimembris pacificus (Pacific pocket mouse)
Lineage: Eukaryota; Metazoa; Chordata; Mammalia; Rodentia; Heteromyidae
Product: olfactory receptor 10C1-like
Exons: 1
Coding region: 1-945 (314 amino acids)
Biological process (GO): G protein-coupled receptor signaling pathway
Cellular component (GO): membrane
Molecular function (GO): G protein-coupled receptor activity; olfactory receptor activity
Source: RefSeq, a predicted model, not a curated record